AUGCAGCUUUUACAGCUCUGCUGUACACUGGGUCUGUACAUAGUCAACGGCAGGCUACGAGGGGACUCUCUGGGUCGCUACACUUACAGCUCAGCUCUUGGCAGUAGCACGUCUCUCCACACAUCCGACAGCAGCCGGACUGAUCAGAGGAUGUUGUCGUCUGCACCAACCACCUCCCUUCCCACCUCUGCCACCCCUCUUCCUCCCCAUCAGAUGACCUCUGAUCCUCGCCAUGUUACCAUGGAAACCUACUGGAGAGAAGUGCAGAGCAUUGAGGAGGAGAAGGAGGGAGAGGAAGAAGAAGAUGAAGAAGAGAGGAAGAGUAUGGAUGAGGUGGAGAUGGAGGAGGCGUGGCUGACGGAGGCCGGUUUAUCCUCCCUGGUGACGGGUGUGGCGUCAGAAGAGGCGUUGCCGACACCCCCGGAGGUGCUGCUGUCCACAUUGACACGGCAACAAGCCGCCACUGUGAGGAAGAGGCUGGACAACUACAACGAGACUCUGAAGAUCAGAAACAGGCAGCCAAUCAGAGACGUCCGGGACGUCUUCACUGAGCUCCAGCCUGAUGAUGACUCAGCAGACAGAUGCCCCUCCCCUACCACUCACUACGCCGAGUCAGCACCGAGUCAACAUCAUACUACCACCAAAACCAUUCGCCGAAACACUCACAGAGGUCGACCAACUCUUCCAACUUUCCUGUUUAAUAAUGAACUACCUGAACACCCAUCAUCCCCCCCACACACAGACUGCCACCCACACACAGACCCCCCCCCACACACACACACUCCAGUCAUCUGUCAGUCGAGACGAGCUGAUUGGCUUCUGCGGGACUCUCCAUACUCAGAGGGCGUGGCUGAGCACAAACGGGGCAGGACUUGCUGGGACUGCCUGUGUUUCCAUGGAGACGACAAUGGUGACGUGCCGUUUGUACCUGUCUCACCCUCUCAGGGUCUGACAUGGGCAGAUGACCUGUCGUCAUGUGAUCUUGUUCGUCUCGGCUUCAUCUCUCACAUCGAGCUCUCCACCUUCCUGCUCACUCUGGGUGUCCAAACCAAACGCACCCGCCCACCGCGCAUCAGGACCCGGGACAGCGGUGUGUUUGGCGUUCCUCUGAACACGCUGUUGGAGAACGAUAGGAAGAAGUUUCCUGGAAUCAAGGUUCCUGUUGUCUUCCAGAAGUUGUUGUGUAUUUUAGAGCAGAGCGGCCUGCAGACUGAAGGGAUUCUCAGAGUACCAGGAUCAGCUGCUAGACUGAAGUACCUGCGGAGAGAGUUAGACAGAUGUUGUGGAGGGUUCGACUGGUCUGCAGUCAGACAGGUGGACGCUGCAGGUCUGCUGAAGCUUUUCAUCAGAGAGCUGCCGACACCUCUGCUGACGCACACACACCUGUCCACCUACCGCUCAGUGCUGGGUAUCUCCUCUGUGGUCCACCAGGUCCAGGCUCUGCAGCUGCUGUCCUUGUUGCUUCCUGAAGCUCACAGAGAAACACUUCGAGCCAUGCUGGUCUUCCUCCGUAAGGUGGUCUCUCAUCAGGACCAGAACAGGAUGUCUCUGUGGAACGUUUCCAUGGUGAUGGCGCCCAACCUGUUCUCCCGCCAUCACCGUGGCAACAAGCGCUCCGUUGCCAAGCAACGGGAGGAGAUGGAGGAGGCGAUGGGCGGAGCUCAGCUGGUCCGAUUGAUGAUCACACAGCAGGACCUGCUGUGGACGGUCCCCAGCUUCCUGCUGUCUCAGGUGAGACAGAUGAACCAGGCGUCCAAUCAGAGACAGCUCGGCCUGACCAGGACCAGGAGACGACUACUGAGGAGGAAGACCAACAGAGACCAGAGCCAGGUGGAGCUGUGUGAAGGUGUGAUCAGGGUUCACGCCCCCCUGCACACUAAGGUCUCCAUGGCGAUACAGCUUGAUGGACAGAUGAGAGCCAAAGAUGUCACCGCCCGCUUUGAGUGUGACAACAGUCCUGUUCAGCGUCUGUAUGAAGUCGGUGGCAACAUCACUGAGCGUCGGCUCCAUCCCGACUGUCUGCUGCUUGACGUGUACAGAGUGAAUCCUCACUGUGAUUGGCUGAUCAAGCCCUGACGGCCUGUCUCACGGCCUGUCUCACGGCCUGUCUCACGGCCUGUCAUGAUGGUGACUGUUAACAUUCAAACAGCAGCCCAGAUGUGACAUCACAUCCCUUCAUUCAUCAGACAAACAAACAAACAGCUGUUUUUUAAAUGUCAACAAUAAACUAAUAAACAGAA
This is a messenger RNA of Dicentrarchus labrax (European seabass), 2240 nucleotides long. It is a transcript of the gene arhgap28, whose product is annotated as Rho GTPase activating protein 28. The record is from RefSeq and is a predicted model, not a curated record. Gene Ontology annotation, molecular function: GTPase activator activity. Lineage: Eukaryota; Metazoa; Chordata; Actinopteri; Moronidae. Gene Ontology annotation, cellular component: cytoplasm. Gene Ontology annotation, biological process: regulation of small GTPase mediated signal transduction; signal transduction; regulation of actin filament polymerization. The transcript is spliced from 16 exons. The coding region runs from base 1 to 2076 and encodes 691 amino acids.